Molecule: messenger RNA, 1359 nt
Organism: Eriocheir sinensis (Chinese mitten crab)
Lineage: Eukaryota; Metazoa; Arthropoda; Malacostraca; Decapoda; Varunidae
Product: ankyrin repeat and SAM domain-containing protein 1A-like
Exons: 10
Coding region: 1-1359 (452 amino acids)
Cellular component (GO): cytosol
Molecular function (GO): protein binding
Source: RefSeq, a predicted model, not a curated record
AUGGGGAAGGACGCCGAUCUCCUGGAGGCCGCGAGGAACGGGAACCUGCAGGUGGUGGAGAAGAUCCUCAGCGCCAAGUCCAGGAGGUCCGGACCCCUAGCCAGCUUACGGCGGGGUCCUGGUGCCAAUGUGCAGGACAGCAACGGCUACACGGCACUCCACCACGCGGCGCUCAACGGCCACAAAGACGUGGUGUCGCUGCUACUGGCCCAUGAGGCGUCGUGCAAUGUGCAGGACAGCAAAGGGUCGACGCCCCUCCACCUGGCGGCCUGGGCGGGGCACACGGAGGUGGUGAAGAUCCUCCUCCACCAGGGGCCUUCCAUCUCUAACGUCAACCACCAGUCACCCUCGCUUCCUCCUCACUCACACGCGACAGAGGACAGCGGCAGCACAUGCAUCACUCGCCGCCUCUCGACACGAAGGGCGGCGUUGAUAGUUGAAGACACAUAUGUAGUGGUUCUUGGUCCUCAUGAAACCUGCUCAAACCGCCUAACAAGUCACGUCAGCAUCAGCGGCGUGGGGCAAUCAGUUAUUGUCGAGGGACACGUGGCCGCCUCUCAGAACAAGGGUGGCGAGACAGCCCUGCACUGUGUGUCGCAAUAUGGCCACACGGAGGCGGCGCAGCUCCUCCUGGCACGCGGCGGGGACCCCACCGUGCCCAACCUGCAGGCGGAGACGGCGCUGGACCUGGCGGCGCAGUACGGGCGCAUCAACACGGUGGAGGUGCUGGUGCGGGCCCACCCGGACCUCCUGCGGCCGUACACCGUGGCCGCCGCCAGUGCCGCCGUCUUCCCCCACACGCCCCUGCACCGCGCCUCCAGGAACGGCCACAGGGAAGUAGUGAAGCUGCUGCUGGCGCGGGGCCACCACGUCAAUGUGCGCACAGGGCAGGGAGCGCCCCUCCACGAGGCCGCCCUCUGUGGCAAGGCUGGUGCGGACGCCGAGGUGAGGAACGACCGAGGCCACACCGUACUGGACACCAUCGCCCUCAUCAACACCCCCAUCACCCAGGAAAUCACCAACCUUAUCAAAUACCACGGGCAUCUCAUUGAACUGGAUGACGAGGACGAGGACCCCGGCGAUCCCCCCUCUUGGGCUCCCCCCGUGUGGCCGCCCUCCUCGUGGUCUCCCCUCGCCGCGCCCGCCAUCCCCGCGGCCUCAGAGCUGGGGUCGCCCUACGAGAAUGUCCUCAUCCCCACCAUCGUCCACCCAGAGAUGUCAGUGGAAGGGCGGUGUCUUCUGCUGUUCCUGCUGCUGCUGAGUGCCAUGUCGCCAUCACCGCUGCUGCUGCGCUGCUUCUACCUCUGUCUGCUUCUGGGAUGUUGUCGGUGGCUCAGAUCCCAGCCUGGCAUCACCUGA